This is a messenger RNA of Ectocarpus sp. CCAP 1310/34, 5416 nucleotides long. NCBI's taxonomy places the organism in Eukaryota, Phaeophyceae, Ectocarpales, Ectocarpaceae. The record is from the annotation of a GenBank genome assembly.
GAGCCUCUUGAGCCUCUACUGCUGUUGCACGAGGGUGUGGGCGCCACCCGGUCUGUCGACAAGGGCGGCCGCCAUGUACUCGCUGUUCUCCGAGAGGCAGAGCUUGCUCUCUCCCACAGCGGGGGAUGAACCCCCCCCCCCGACCUUGCGGCGGCGGCUGUACGACCUCCUGGAAGCCAACACGAAGAUGGGCAUGCUGCUCGAGGCCGUGAUUGUGCUGCUGAUCGUCGUGAACGUGGUGUGUUUCAUGCUCUCAACGGAGCGGUCUCUGGCGGACAACAGGACGGCCUGGCUCAUCUUCGAUUCCGUGGAAGUUUGCACGGUGGCCCUUUUCACCACCGAGUACAUCCUGCGGUUCUACUCCAUCGUUGAGGCUACCGACUCCAGCGGGCGGCCCCUGUACUCGGGCAUGAAGGGGAGGCUGGUGUGGGCAGCAACGGAUUUCUACUCGUGGGUGGACCUCGCCAGCAUCGUACCCUUCUACGUGGAUAUGGCUGUGGCACAGGACCUGCCCGCCACGCAGUUCAUCCGGUUGGCGAGGAUGCUGCGCAUGAUGAAGGAGGGAGGCUUUGGCGAGGCCUUCGACGCCUUCGGGGACAUCUACCGCAAGAAUAAGACGAUCGUUACCACCAGCGUCUUCGUCGGCCUUACCACCUGGCUCAUGCUCGCGUCCUUCAACCACAUCGCGGAGAGGGAUAACCCCCGAUUGGUCUGGAUCUACCCAUCGUGCUACUCCCCCUACUCGGACGACGACGAGGGCGCGGGGCCCCGCGACGGGCGUCCGGACUGUCCUCACCGCUACGGGUCCAUCCUGUCGUCGUCCUACUUCACGUUGCUCAACCUCUUCGGGGAGUUCCCGCUCAUGGACAACCACAGCACCGCGGGGCGUUUCAUCGGCGUGUUCACGGCUGUGGUGGCGGUGGCCGUUUUCGCGAUCCCGACCGGUAUCUUCGGCGCCGGGUUCGAGGACAUGAUCCAACACAGAAAGCAGGGCAAGCAACAACAGGAAGACGAGCAAGCCGCCGCCUACGCCGCAGGCGCCGUCACCGCCGCCGCUGGAGACGGCUCUGGCUCGUCCGCCGGGGGCUACUUCACCCUCGCUCCUGCCGCCCCGGGCGGACCGGACGGCGGCAACUCGGUGGACGUUUCCGACCACGCUUACGGCGGCGGCGCCGCGGUUGGGGGCGCUGCGAGUGGGGGAGGGUAUGGGUUCGAGUUCUUGGACACCAGCACGCGAGCCGGGAAGACGUACCGCGCGUUUGUGCUGGCGGUGGUCGUGCUGGACAUCCUAGCGUUCUUUGCGUCCACCACGUUCUAUUUGCAGGAUGGAAGGCUCUUCGGCGCAGGCGUGGCCUUGGGCGCGCUCGAGAUCCUCUCCGUAGCCGUGUUCACCAUGGACUACGUCGCCCGGGUCAUGAACGCCGCCUCUUCCUCAUCCUCCUCCGCCGGUGGUUGCUGCAGCGGCGGCGCCAUGCGGUACGUCUUGAGCUUCUACGGGGUGGUCGACCUCAUGUCGGUGCUGCCGUUCUUUCUGGGACUGCCGUUCUGCGGUGGGCUGCGCGACCUCUCGCCGAAGCUGCUCCCGACUCUGGUUCGGUCUUGCCGGCUGAUCCGCAUGCUCAAGCUGGAGAGGUACGUGAGGGCCUUCGAGGUGUUCGACGACGCCAUCCGAGACCAGCGCGACAUCCUCGCCGUCUCCGGUUUCUUCGCCCUUGUUGCCUGGGUCUUCGCCUCCUCUCUCCUGUUCUACACGGAGAGCGAAGGACCGGACCCCAACAUGACCCCGUACUACCAGAGCGUGCCCAUGGCCAUGUGGGUCACCAUGCUCAACCUGGCGGGAGAGGCGCCCCUGUGCGACUACACUGUUUGGGGCAAGAUUAUCACCGGCGCCUUGGGCAUCUUCGGCGUAGGCGUUUUCGCCGUACCAGUGGGUCUCCUCGGAGCGGGUUUCCAGGAGUACGUGGAGGCAUUCCCCGACAAGGAACAGGACACUCACGAGGGCAACCUGCCCAUCCGCGCCGGCCUCGUGUCGGGCACUCUCAACAGCUCGGCGGGCGAGCGGGGGUCUCCGGGGGGCAGUCACCAGAAGCCUCUGAGGAAGCGCUUGCACGCCUUCCUAGAGGCUAGGACCACCUGGGGCAGGCGCUUCGAGGCCUUCAUCAUGUUCGUCAUCUUCGUCACGGUUACGCAGGUUAUCCUGAUGACCAUGCCGUCGGUGUGCGAGGACGAGAACCACUGCCCAACGGUGUUCGACAACGUGGAGCUCGUUGCCGUGGUGAUUUUCACCCUCGAGUACGCCGCUCGGUUGUACGCCGCGCCGGAGGCCUACCCGGAGAAGUCUGCCUGCAUGGCCCGUCUCCGCUACAUGGUGUCGUUCUACGCGAUGGUCGACUUCCUAGCCAUCUUCCCCUACUACGUCGCCCAAAUGUCCGCACGGGUCGAUGAGUACGACAACUACCUCCGGCUGCUGCGGCUCCUCAGGAUCAUCAAGCUCGACAAGUACGCCCCCUGCGUGAGCUUGAUCGACGACGUGUUCCGCCUCAAGUGGAGGGGCCUCCUCGUCGCUGGCUACGCGUCGGCGGUGAUGCUGGCGUGGUUCGGGUCGCUCAUGUACCUCGUCGAAAGGGACGACAAUGACGUCCAGAUUCAGUGCUACUUCGAGUCCCAGCGAUUUUCGUCGGUGCUGAACGCCCUGCAGUACGACCUCAUUCUCCUAACGGGGGACUACCCCCUCAUCGACUUCACCCUGGCAGGGCGUUACAUCAACGUCGUCCAGAUUUUUGUGGCGGUCGGAGUGGUGGCCGUGCCGUCGGGCUUGAUCGCGAACGGCUUCUCCCAGGUGUUGGAGGAGAGCAGGAACGCCAAGCACGCCAAGCGGAGAGCGGCGGCCAUUCUCCUGCAGAGACAGGUCCGGGGUCAUCUGGCGCGACGGCAGUUCCACUUGGUAGUGGAGGGCGCGCAGCACCAAGAAGCGGAGAGAAAGCGGCAGAAGCUGCUCAUGGAGCUGGACUACGAGGCGCACUUGCCGGUGUACGACAGGUCGAUGAGGAUCUGCUACCGGUUUUCCACCGGGGUCACCGAGGCCGGCAAGCUCUUCGACGGUUUCGUCGCGGUGCUCAUCCUGCUCAAUGUCGUGGCCGUCAUCGCGGAGUCGGAGCCGUCCCUCGGGGGGACGGGUGGCCCAUCGGAGGGGAGGUUCCAGAUAUUCUUCGACGGCUUCGAGGCAUUUUCGGUGCUGGUGUUCACGGCGGAGAUCUCGAUGCGGCUCUUCAUCGCUCCCAUCUCGUCAAAGUACGCCUUCAGCAGGUGGAAGUACCUCAGCUCCUUCUUUGGCGUCGUGGACGUGGCCUCCAUCGCUCCAUGGUACAUCGAGACGAUCCUCUGGUCUACCGGCGUCUACUUCGACGCCUCGGUCUUCCGGGUCCUCAGGCUCUUCCGGAUCCUUCAGCUGGAGCACUUCGUGUCGGCCUUCACCCUCCUCGACGACGUGUGGACGGCGUCCAAGGACACGCUGGCGGCCACGGGGCUGCUGGCCCUGGUGGUGUGGGUGGGCAGUGCCUGCCUCUUCUACCUCUUCGAGAAGGACAAUAUGUGUACCGGGGAGGCUUUCAGCAGCAUCCCCGACGCCAUGUUCUACACGGCCGUUUUCCUCGGUGGAGAGUGGUCCGAGAUCGACUUCACCUGGGCGGGCAAAGUGUUGUGCUGCGUGCUGUGCGUCUUCGGCAUCGUCCUCUUCGGCAUUCCGGUCGGAACGGUCUUCGAGGCAUUCCAAGACGUGAUGCAGGAGGUCAAUGAGGAGGAAGAGGAGGACAAACCUGGACGUGACGGGAGCGCGGGAGAGACGUGCGGCAUCCAGAUCGGCCCCAGCCAAGCGUAGGGCUACUGCUCAUGUCACCACGGCAUCACCGUCCCGACCUGGUGGCUCUACAACUGCAAGUGCGUUUGGCAUUGCCGGCGUCGCGGAGCAGGCCAUCCCUUGGAUGUAACAUCGUAACCGAAUGAAUACUCCUGAUGUUUUGGAAGAGGUUUUAGUGGGAAACAAGUCGCUGGGGAGCUACUAGCGUCCAUGUUUGCAACGCGGGCUCUCACAAAGACGACGCGGAUAUGGGUGGGAGGUACAUUCCUUGCAUUCUUCAUGUUGUAUGAUUCACUUUCACGAGGUGUACGAGUGAGUGGAACCGCGUACGCCUUCCAUCACGUUUAGACUCGUCUCGUGUGUUUUUCGUCUGCAAAAAGUGCCCCCAGAGUGCGAGAUAGGGCCUGCUUGGCGUACCAAACUUUUCUGCUCUGUAGCUGAGCGAAGAGGGACGCGACCUGCAGGGGGCGAUUAGGCGCCAUUGCCUCUCGGUGUUGGUCCCUCGUUGCUUGGCCUGAUCCAUUCCGAUCGCGCACGUUGGUUCGCUUCGUUCAGGGGAGCCGGGUACCGGUAUUUUCGCCUCUCCUUGUUAAGGAUGGGGAACCGCAAUGAAUGAUCACUCGGAUUGCUCGCAGGCUGGUUCGAGGUUAUUGGUCGCCAUCACCUUUGUAUUAGAACCAGAGUAAGUGCUUCCAUGUUGGACGCUCUGCAAUUUACCAUGUCGUCGGUGCCAGGUCGCAUUGACUACGUUACACCAGCCCAGGUGGGUCACAUUGGCUAACUUACAUGAACACAUUGGGUGCUGUGUCUCAGUAGCCGCCCCAGGUUCAUGAAAACUAUUUUUUGCUGCUGGGCGAGGGAGAAUAACCCUUUUGUGGAAUAUGUGAUUCGAUCUACGACUGCUUGGAUUAUGUUCCUCUUUUUGGCUUUGUGCGCGUCGCCAUAUCGCUGGGGCCGAUGUGAGGAGUGCGGGACAUUUGGAAGGAAUGCCUUCGUCUUGCUUGCAAUGGCUACAUCAACGGUCAUCUCUAUUUAGCAAGAAAACUGCGAGCACUAAUGUUUGUCACGACACCGAAGGUCCGGUGCGGAAGGGUGCCUUUUCUCCCUUUGGUGUUUGGUAGCCGCGUAGAUAGCUUGUUACUUUGAUACGUUUCAGGAUGAAGACCGGUGUUAUUGGAGUAGGCGGUAUUGGCUUGUGGUUGAUUAAAACGAAGACGGAGAACAUAUGAGAGGGGUAUUUCUUUCGCCGUGUGUUUUUGGCCAACCACAGCGGUUAAUUUGGUUUUGCUAGAUGCAGGAUGCCAAGUGCUAGGUUGCCUUCUAGGAGGCCUAGAAAAAAUCAAGGCUUUUUUUUUGGGCAACGGGUUGAGUUUCCACGCGACCGGCUACGGCAUCACGAAGCGCGCGUUGGCAGACGUAGACUAUGUGCUGAUGCAUCGUGCUUUGGUGAACGAGGUGCUUCUUCUUGUGGCGGUCCCCUGAAAAGCCCCCAAAUGGGCAAGAAAUCUCCUGACACACGCGCGUGACCGGCGAAAGGCAAGAACGUAUGUCUACAAUACA